AAUACGAUAGAGCCUUGCUCGAUCUUCGCGAAAUGGUUCAUGGUGACGAUUCUCCAAAUGGGAUACGAGCGCUCCAACCACUACCGGAAAUAAACCUCGAGACAGAUGAGCGCUGGUUUGCUCAGCUUUCCACGCAGAUCGUAAAUUGCCACGAAUACAAACCGUCUAGAUUACGGCUUCUUUGAUGUAACAAACUUACUAUAAAGCAAGGCUUUCGCUUUGUUUGUCUACUUCCGUCUUCCGUUGUUCAUUGAAGAUUUCAGUAAGAACUACGUACGAUCUUCAACAGGUACGUUCUGAUAUUAGAGCAAACAUUUUUAUUCUCCACCUAGAGGAAGAUCCUAGAUAGAGUCAGUCGAGUGAGUUAGGGAACUUCUCACUUGAGUCAGUAGUGAGUAGUAGUCUAGUGAGAAGGAAAUACUCACUUACACGAUAGAGUCAGUAGAGUGAGAUCCUAGGGAUAUUAGGGAAGACCUCCCAGUAGCAGAGGAUGCAGAGGCUUCGGCAAAGUCCACUCUAACUAAGCAACAAUUCGCCGC
Messenger RNA from Amoebophrya sp. A25, 539 nucleotides. The record is from the annotation of a GenBank genome assembly. NCBI's taxonomy places the organism in Eukaryota, Dinophyceae, Syndiniales, Amoebophryaceae.